AUGUCGCGCCGUCUCUUCAACCGCGGUGGCCGUGCUGCUGCAGCAUCGACCAGCACCUCCACCACCACGACCGUUACAGCUCUUCCUGAUUACGAGCCGCUUUCUUUCCCUCUGUCCGAUACCGCUCGGCAAGAACUGAUCGAGCUUUCAAACAAUCGCGGCGCUGCGCCUUAUGAGAGUCAGCUGAAGGACUCUAUCCGUCAUCUUGGCCUUAGCGUGAGCGAUCUGAACGAGCGCCUACGCAGAGGCCAGGAUCGACUCGCCGCAGUCCGUGAGCGCCGAGAAGAGAAGCACACGGCCAAGACAGCUGAGGAGGAGCGCCUAGAAAAGGAAAUUCCCGAAUUCGAAAAGGAGGUCGAGAGGCUAACACGAGAAUCCGAACGUGCGCUCAGAGAGUCCAUUGAUCGAAGGGCCGAGCUGGAAGACGGGGCUGUUGCCUUGGAGGAGCUCAGCACGACCGCCACAACCAACACAAUAGCUCAGACGCGAAGCGCUGCUGCUGCCCAAAGCGCCGCUGAUAGGGAAGAUGAAGACGAAGAAGGGCCCGUGACUAGCAUCGUCGACACGUUUCGUGAGCUCCGCGCCAAGAAGAGGGCCGAAUACAUCAGCCUUGACGUCCGUCAGCGGUACGCUCUCAACAAUGAUUAUGCCGGCUUUAAGAAGCUAUGGCACGAAGCUGCAGCAGGCGAAGAUGGCCCUCCUUUGCCAGAUGCCUCACGAUGGUUCCUGUCCAAUGGCGAGCCGGACAUGACACCCCCUGGCCGUGGUGGGCAAAACGGCGCCCUAGACGAUGAUGACGACGACGAUGUGGCUGUCUCGCGGGAAAAUAUUAGCAUAAACUGUCCCUUGACUCUACUUCCAAUGACGGAGCCGUACAAGAGUCGCAAGUGCCCGCAUACUUUUGAAAAGUCUGCCAUUUUGGAAUACCUGGCUCCCCGAGGCGAACACCAGUGCCCCCAGACAGGAUGUUCUCAGAUGUUUUCUCGAUCCCGGUUUGAUCAUGAAUUUUACUUGGACGAAGCCAUGAAGCGAAGAAUCCAGCGCUGGAAACAAGCGGAGCAAAACCUUCGUGAUAUAGAUGACGAAGAUGAA
Molecule: messenger RNA, 1092 nt
Organism: Trichoderma virens Gv29-8
Lineage: Eukaryota; Fungi; Ascomycota; Sordariomycetes; Hypocreales; Hypocreaceae
Exons: 3
Biological process (GO): protein sumoylation; protein ubiquitination; double-strand break repair via homologous recombination
Cellular component (GO): nucleus; Smc5-Smc6 complex
Molecular function (GO): zinc ion binding; SUMO ligase activity; ubiquitin-protein transferase activity
Source: RefSeq, a predicted model, not a curated record